UGUUUUUUGCCAAAUUCAAUAUGGUAUCAGAGCAUAAAAAGCUCUCUCUGAUUUUUCUUGGCAGUUAUUUUUUCUCUUCUUUUCUCAGGAAACAAACAACCUGAUUCUGUCAAUUCUCUUUGAUUUUCUCAUUCAUUUCAAGAACAAAUUACAGAUUAUUGUUCUCCUGUUCAUUGCGAUUCUGAAUCUAUCCUUUUCUUUUGAAAAUGACAAACAAUACUGCACAAAAUGCUUGGAGGCAAGAGGAAAAUCCUUCAAGCCCAUACUAUAUUCAUCCUAAUGAGAAUCCUGCUCUCAUUCUUGUUAGUCCAGUUUUGAAUGGUCCUAAUUACCAUUCCUGGGCAAGAUCUUUGAAACGAGCUCUUUUGGCAAAGAAUAAGAUGCGUUUUGUUGAUGGAUCGAUUCCAGUUCCAGCUAAGGAUAAUCCUCUGUAUUCUGUGUGGGAGAGGAGCAACAAUCUGGUAAUGUCUUGGAUUCAAAACUCUGUUUCUCCUACUAUUAGUAAAAGCAUAGAAUGGAUUGAUGCAGCCUUAGAUGCUUGGACUGAUUUAGAGUCUAGAUUCUCUUUGGAAGAUGCAUAUCGUGUGUCUGAUAUUCAGGAAGAACUUAAUGGUUUUAAGCAAAAUUCUUUGACUGUAGUUGAGUAUUUCACACAUUUGAAGGAAAUGUGGGAUGAACUGGUUAACUUGAGGCCUAUUCCUGGUUGUGCUUGUGAUCCACAAUGCAAAUGUGGUGUUUUUGAUAGAUUGAAGGUGUAUAAAGAUAAUGAUACUGUCAUCAAGUUUCUUAAAGGUUUGAAUGAAAACUUUGCUACUUUUAGGUCUCAGAUUUUGAUUAUGGAACCUUUGCCAACCAUAAACAAAGUCUUCUCCCUGGCUAGUCAACAUGAGAGACAAGUUUCAGGGAUGUUGCCAAAACUAAUUGAGCCUAAUGUUUUCUAUACUAACACAAGCCCUGGGAAUUCUGUUACUGAUCAAGCUUCCAGUUCAAAUGCUAACAGCAAUUUUAAGAAGGCUGAUGGUAACAGCAGCUUCAAGAAGUUCACAGCUACAACUAGUCAGUACAAAUGCACUCAUUGUGGUUUAUCAGGUCAUUCAGUGGACAGAUGUUACAGGAAACAUGGUUUCCCUCCUGGAUUUAAGUCAAAAUUCAAAGGAAAAACUGCUUAUACUAAUCAAGUGGACAGUGCUGUAGAGAAUGAACAGCAUGUUUCAAACACUCCUUAUUCAUCUUAUCCAUCCUCAGUGAAUAUGGAUAUGAACAGAUCCUAUUCAGCUCCUAUGAACACCAAUAAUGAUUCAAUGGCCCAAAAUAUGCAGUUAACUACUGAGCAGUAUAUGCAAUUGAUGAGUCUGCUGAACCAGGAUAACAAUGUACAUGCUUCUGCAAAUACUUUCUCAACCAAUUUCAAUCCAGCAGGCAACAAUUCAGGACACCAACACCUCGAGGAGGAUUGGUUUAGCUAAAAAGGAACAUGGCUUAUACUUCUUGACUCAGCCUUCAUUUCCACAUUCCAAAUCUGUUGUUCCUAGUUCUACUCAAAAUAUCACCUCUGCUGCAAUUUCCAAUAACAACUCAUCUGCUGAUAUCUCAAAACUUUGGCAUUUUAGACUAGGACAUUUAUCAAAUCCUAGAUUAGAUGCUAUACACAAUAUUGAUUCUUGUGUUCCAAAAGCUUCUAUUGAUCAUUGUAAAAUCUGCCAUUUGUCUAAACAAAGAAAAUUGUCCUUUCCUGUUA
Messenger RNA from Mercurialis annua (annual mercury), 1738 nucleotides. RefSeq lists its product as uncharacterized. NCBI's taxonomy places the organism in Eukaryota, Viridiplantae, Streptophyta, Magnoliopsida, Malpighiales, Euphorbiaceae. The coding region runs from base 207 to 1466 and encodes 419 amino acids. The transcript has 2 exons. The record is from RefSeq and is a predicted model, not a curated record.